UCGGACGAGAGGAGCAGUGUGUCUGAAACAUUCAGCACAGGCUCUCCCUCCAUUUUAAACAUUUUGUAUAUAUACAUAUUUCUAUUUUUUUCUCGAGAAAGAGCAUAGUAGAGCACCAUGUUGUCGGUCAGUUCAGCCCAUCAGCUCUGCAAAAUGUUUCUCUCUUUGCAUCUUGUUUUCCUGAGCGUAGCGUUUGUGGACAGCAGUGUAUCUAAUGGAAAUCCUAAAGACUGCAUGAGAUCCAAUGGUGAGGAGUACAGAGGGGAACAACGGAGCUCUUCUUCAGGUCUGACCUGUCUAAACUGGACCAACUGUACAAGAGACUAUGAUGUUAAUAUCCGUCCUGAUUCACAGACAGGUGUAGGAGAUCAUAAUUACUGUCGAAACCCUGACUCCUCUGAGAGGCCUUGGUGCUACAUUGCCUCCCCGGAUGGGACCGUCCAGAGGCAAUUCUGUUCCAUUGACACAUGCGAAGAUAAAACCUCCACUGUGGAAGCAAAGGCCGAAUCCCCCAUCCCAACAAGAGCAAUUACCACCACAGGGAGCGCUCAGCCUGCAAAGUCGAGAGCUUCUCAAGGGGAAGUUGCAGCUGUGCAGCCAGUAAUGGGCAUCAGCCAGCGGGUCCGCACAGGACCCAAAAAGAAGAAGGACCUUGGCACUCUUGGCUAUGUCCUCGCUGUCGUCAUGAUGGCCAUUAUAAUCGUUCUCGGAGCAGGCAUCACAUUUGGCUAUUUCUAUAAGAGGGGCCAGGACCUUAAGAAGCAGCAUGAGCAGCGAGUGUAUGAGCGUGAAAUGCAGAGGAUCACCCUACCCCUGUCGGCUUUCUCCAACCCCACAUGUGAGAUAGUAGACGAGAACACCAUUGUGAUUUCUGCAGAGCAAGAGACGACCCCUGUCCUGGAGGAAGCAGAGGGCGGGGACCCGCUCAUGGGCCAGCAAGCCGGUACCCCUGGGGCAUGAGUCGUAAAUGUGUCUUCCUCAAGCGGAGGACUUGUAUACGUUUUAGUGGACCAAAACACUACCACAUCCUUUUCUCCUUUCCGCCUCCCGGAGUGACCUCUGUUUUUAAAAGGAAUAGGGAAGCAGUGUUUACUCCAAAGACUUCAACUGAAUGCUGCGUCCUUUGUGUCCCAUUCCCGUUUGAUUUUACACAUCUUGAGUCACAAAUGAGAUUAGCUGACACUGGACACAGAGACACAGGAGGACAUUAUUUCACAACAACCAGAAACCUUCAAGGUGAUUUGGGUUGUUAACAAAUAUUGAGGUCUUCAAAAUUCAUGUUUGAUAUAUUUGAUCGCCAAACAAAUAUCAUGGUCAUGGGCUGCCCGAUUAAAUAACAGUAUGAAAAUCUAGUCAAGUGAGCGUUGACUAGUCAGUGUUAAUAAUGAUGUGUGAUGAAUCCAAUGCUUUGUAAAGAGAUGGUGUUUGGAAUGAGGG
This is a messenger RNA of Scomber japonicus (chub mackerel), 1437 nucleotides long. It is a transcript of the gene pik3ip1, whose product is annotated as phosphoinositide-3-kinase interacting protein 1. Lineage: Eukaryota; Metazoa; Chordata; Actinopteri; Scombriformes; Scombridae. Gene Ontology annotation, molecular function: signaling receptor binding; endopeptidase activity. The transcript has 6 exons. The record is from RefSeq and is a predicted model, not a curated record. The coding region runs from base 118 to 960 and encodes 280 amino acids.